Molecule: messenger RNA, 657 nt
Organism: Lycium barbarum (goji berry)
Lineage: Eukaryota; Viridiplantae; Streptophyta; Magnoliopsida; Solanales; Solanaceae
Exons: 2
Coding region: 1-657 (218 amino acids)
Source: RefSeq, a predicted model, not a curated record
AUGAACAAGAAGGCAUCGCAAAUCAAUCAUCUUGCCUAUGCAGAUGAUAUAGUUAUCUUCUGUGGAGGAAAAACUAGAUCCAUUAAAGCUGUCAUAAAAGUGAUUCAGAGAUAUGAGAAGAGCUCUGGCCUAAAAGUUAAUGGGGACAAGAGCUUUUUUGUCAUAGCUCCCAAAACGGCCAACUACAGGAUCAAUAGAAUGAGACAGGCUACUGGAUUUCUGGAAAAGCAAUUUCCUUUUAACUACUUAGGCUGUCCUAUUUAUAUUGGUUGUAGGAAGAUUGAAUAUUUUGAUGGUCUUGUAACAAAGAUUGUUAAUAGGUUAAGUGUAUACACUCUUGCUACUAUGGACCCUCCAAAAGCAACUUUCAAGCUUAUUGAAAAACAUCUACAAAGAUUUUUCUGGGGUUCAACUUCUGAAAAAAAAACAAACACCAUUGGAGGUCUUGGGAGAAUCUGUGCAAAACCAAAGAGGAAGGUGGCAUUGGGAUUAAAAGAUUACAAGAGAUCAGCGACACCUUUGCCACCAAAAGAUGGUGGAAUUUCAGAACCAAUCAAUCCACAUGGGCUAAAUUCUUGUAUUUUAAGUACUGUUCUAAUAUACAUCCAGUGGCUAGGAAAAGAACAUAUGGACAGUCCCAUAGUUGGAGAAAAAUGA